AUGGUCGCUCACAGUCAACCCCUGAGUGACCUUGUCGUUUGUGAACUUGUUUCCUUUUCCCGUGGUCGCUGCCCACCAUACACAGCUGUUUCCUACGCUUGGGGCAAAAGCACGACAAGCUCCCAACUUGUGAUUGAGGACCAGAUAUACGAAGUAAGCUGUACAGUCGAGGAAGUCCUCCAGCAACUCGUCGUUGAGGAUACCGACAGGUUCGUCUGGGUGGAUCAGAUUUGCAUCAACCAACAAGAUAACGCCGAAAAGAGCGACCAAGUGCAGCAGAUGAAAAGCAUUUAUACCGAAGCAUGUCUCGUCAUAGCUUGGCUUGGACCUGCCGCAGACGAUAGCGAUAUGCUUCUGAAACACAUUGAGAGAAUGGGGGAAGCGAUUUGGGCAGACGAUCACAGCAGCAUUGUCGCUGCUCACUCGAAUAAAGAAGGGCUAGAGGCCAUCCGCCGUGCUUUUCGGUCUCUCUGCCAACGGGAAUACUGGAAGAGGCUCUGGAUCAUCCAAGAGUUCGCUGUCGGCAGUAGCCUGCGCAUUGCGUGUGGUGAUAUGAUGGUAUGGGAUUGGAAUCUGGAGGCAUUGCUCGCCUAUAUGAACCAGCUCUUGGAAGGUAACUUUUCGAGAUCCUCGGAAAAGUCUAAUGAUCCUCUCGACCACAGUCUGCCUCGUGCCUAUUUAACGUCGGCUACGAGCUUUAUGGAAGGUGUCGUAACGAGGCGAUGCCGAUACUGGGCGCGCCAAGAUGGAGACAUCAACAGCGAUGCACUCUUUUACGUGCUAGUCACUACACUAGUCCUAGAGCGCGACUACAACCAGCCUCAAGCAACAAACCCGCUGGAUAGAACUACUCUCGGCCAUGUGAAGAGAUAUAUCGCGAAAUUGCGCUGGUUAUCUUGA
Molecule: messenger RNA, 900 nt
Organism: Fusarium musae
Lineage: Eukaryota; Fungi; Ascomycota; Sordariomycetes; Hypocreales; Nectriaceae
Exons: 3
Coding region: 1-900 (299 amino acids)
Source: RefSeq, a predicted model, not a curated record